Messenger RNA from Fusarium subglutinans, 1992 nucleotides. RefSeq lists its product as uncharacterized. The coding region runs from base 1 to 1992 and encodes 663 amino acids. The record is from RefSeq and is a predicted model, not a curated record. Lineage: Eukaryota; Fungi; Ascomycota; Sordariomycetes; Hypocreales; Nectriaceae. The transcript is spliced from 4 exons. Gene Ontology annotation, cellular component: cytoplasm.
AUGAGCUCCGACGAAUCUCCUCCCAGCGGUCUUGGCGCGCCCGAGUCUCACGAUGACCUCAAGCCUAUACUUUCACCCAUUCUACCCUCCUCCCCUGCGUCGUCUACCAAGGUCGAUUUCAUCCCGCUUGUUACUGUUGUCGGAUUCCAUCAUGCAAGGGGCCCAGAAGUCGAGAAUUGGUUUGGGGCAGACGAUGAGAGCGAUCCUGCAGCUGAUUAUGGCUGGUCUUUGCUGCCUUUCAUGGCCUUGAGUGAUGGGGCGCACGCAUCCGAAGAGGACUUCUCAUACUUUACGCUGCUUCGCCCAGAGACGGGGACAAAACCCGCUACGUCACUGUUUGGAAUUUCGUGCACCCGACAACUUGAUUCAUCCCAGCUCAUCAAUCGCCCUGCUGAUGUCACGCGAUCCACUGUCCAGAAGGCUGUUGUGGUCAUUGCCGAUAGCCCUCAGUUCUUCGGUAUGCUUCGUGAGCGCUUGAGUAUUGUCACGCAGGCUUGGUUUGCGCAGCGUGAGUUUACCGAUGUUGAGAUUCUCCGCAGAUUCCAGGAGAGCCUGGCAGAUGAGAAAACCAAAGGCAUUCUCAAUGACCAGAUAGACCGAGACCAAUAUCUCGACCCAGAGCUGAAUAGCUACGAGACAAGUCUAUCAAAGCCGACCAGUUUGCGAACUAGUGAUCGCAACUCCCUCCUCUGCUACAUGGGCCUACCACUCCAGAUAUUUGGCAAGGGAAGCUUGUUUGGACCCUAUACCCCCCUGCAACAACUCGAUAUUCUCGCCGACUUUGGCACAAAGUCCUAUAUUGUCGGUAGUACGAACUCACUUCUCCUGCAGCAGAAGGACCGCUACAGUGAUAUCCUCAUCAAUCUGGACGAGGACUCAGUUGUUAUCAACUCUCCGUCACUCAGAAGUGCUUUGACUCUCACCGCUGCUGACCGGAGGUGGAUAGACUAUUUAACUCAUGAGAUCAACGACACGUGGGAUGAAGCCAACCCCAGCAGGCCGAAGACGUUGAAAUACGUUGGGAGCGAGGAGUUUAUUAGGCUCCAGUUCGAAGAGUAUAUUCUCGCUCUCAUCUCUUCCGUCAAAUACCACAACUAUCUUCAUGUGAAUCCAAACAACCCGAAAGCUAUCCUUCCAGAGGUUGAGGGUGAUCCUGUCGCAGACUUUGGAUAUGAGUGGGUAGAGGCGUGGAAGCGCACCGAGAACUACCGCAUGUGGAACGCAAACACUGAUUCCCAUUUGUUCGACAUUGUUGACCCUCGACAUCCUUGUGCAGGAGGCUUGAACAUCGAGGAUGUACAGCGUCGCAUCGCAGAGCAAGUAAAAGAACUGCAUCUGGACGAGCGUUUUGCGCAGGGCAAAGAAGUCCUUGGUCGGAAUCUUGCCGCCGGUCGUGAAAAGGCGUCCUUUGUUCUUAAUAAAUUGUAUGCCGACAUGGAGGCUUUGCGUGAAGCACAACGACGUCGCGCUGAAGAGGCUCGCGCAGCAUCGCCACCGAACGGUUCGAGUCAGCUGGCUGGACAAGACCCUUCAAAAGCCGGACAUCAAGGGCAAUCAGCUGGUGCGCGUGCUGGUGCUUACAUCGGGAGUUGGGCAGCUUGGGCUGGUGAGAAGCGCCGCACAAGUGGAUGGGGUGCUGGCUGGGGUCGCAAACCAGCCUCCAAGGCUGACAAGGCAAUGGACGACUCGAGUUCAAGCAGUACCAUUGACAAAGACUACCAGAUGAUCAGCGCUCCCGUUUCUCGAGGUGGCAGUUCCGAUGAUGCAACUGCACGUCCAGAGAGGGGUGCAAGUUUCAGCGAGAGUAUCCUCUCGGGUGUCAGUGAGUCAGGCAGCCGGCCGACCUCGGGGAUCAACAACCCUCUUCCAGGCCCGCCAGUGCCCGGAAGGAAGGACGAUGGCUUCCAGACCGAGGGAGUUGUUGGUUCGAAAGAUAAACUGCCAAGCGCAGGCCCUCCUCGCAACGAGAACGGCGUAACGACUAAAGAAUGA